Molecule: messenger RNA, 1877 nt
Organism: Caenorhabditis elegans
Lineage: Eukaryota; Metazoa; Nematoda; Chromadorea; Rhabditida; Rhabditidae
Gene: pxd-1
Product: PSI domain-containing protein
Cellular component (GO): membrane
Source: RefSeq, marked reviewed
CUUCCAGAUCAAAACAUUAAUGCAUAAUCAAAAAUGAGGCAAUUGACGACGGUAACAGUAAUAUCAUUGGCUCUGCUACUUAUUCUCAGGAUAUGUGAAGCACAAAACAUUGACAUAUCUCGAGAACGAAUUCCCGAUCAAAUCAGGUAUGCUGAACCAUCAACAGUCGGUCCAAAUGCAGAACAAGAGUUUGUUCCGUUAUCCCCAGUGAAAAGACGAACCGCUAGAGCAGCACCAAUUCCCAAACGGAGUUUGGCUUCUGAGCAAGAAGAUGAAGAGGAUAUUGAUCCAGCAACUGCUACGAUUCCACCAGAUGUUGAAGUGAAAAAUGAUAUGAUUGAUCAUCAAUACUAUCAAGCAGAAACAUUUGUUGGUGACGGAGAAACCCUGAAAAAAUAUUGGAUCAACGUGGAGCAAUUCAUGAAGAAGCCAAAAGCAGUUGGAAAUACAAGCCACCCACUGUUGAGCCAGAGUUACAGACGGGCGGUGGGUGCUCGUCUUCAAUUCAAAUUCCCAUUCUACGGACAUAAAAUGUCGAAUCUAACAAUUGCAACCGGUGGGUUCAUCUACAUUGGAGAUCAUAGUCAUAAUUGGUUGGCUGCAACACAAUACAUUGCUCCAUUGAUGGCAAACUUUCACACUUAUUUGAAUAACUCAAAUAUCGUUUACGCUGAUGAUGGUGAACUAUUUGUUGUGGAAUGGCGAAAUGUUCAAUUGAAAGAGGAUAAGGAUGAACAUUCGUUCACUUUUCAAACAAUUCUGCACAAAAAUGGAGAUAUCGUUUUCAUCUACAAAGAUGUACCCUACGACAUUUCCAACAUCUCUGACGCAAACCAUCCUGUCAAAUUGGGAAUCUCAGAUGCAUACAUGUUUAAGCACAAUUUGCAUCAAGCAGCUGUCCCAAAAAGAGUUAUUUAUGAAUACCAUAGAAUUGAAAUUGCCGCACAGAAGAUUGUAUCGAAUACUGUCGUGAUACUGAAAGCACAACCAACAUGUAUCUCAUUCGACACCUGUGACACAUGUACAAACGCCACUCUCCCCCACUUCAACUGCCUCUGGUGUCAUGCCAAGAAAUCUCAUGGAGGACCUUUCUGCACCGAUGAAGCCGGCCUUCAUCGUCGCCGUCAGCACUGGUUUGAAGGGAAUUGCUAUCAAAGAAGUAAAGCGCUGUAUUGUGAUGCUGAUGAUGAAGAUGAAACAUAUGAUGAAGAGGACUAUCCAAAAUCUCAGUUAAUGCCAAAUGGAGGGCACACUGUUCUUCCAUUGGAUGCUGAUAAAAUGAAAAAAACCGAUAAAACAACUUCAGAGGAUAGUGAUGAAUGGAAGGGACAUAAGAAGAAAGAAGAGCCGAAGGGAGGAGUUGCCACGUUGACUAUGAUUGUUGUAUUCCUGGUUUGUAUAGUCGCAUGGCUGGCAUAUGCAUAUUACAAUCCACAUACGACUAGUGGACAAAUUUUAAUCAAGUACCGCCCAUCCCGUUGGCACAUCCCAAGCAGCCACGUUCGCUACAGUGCUUCAGUUCACAUGUAAACUUCCAGAAGUUUCAGCUCUGGACUUCUAGAAUUCCCACCACAACACUUUAAAAUUUAACGAGUUUCACACUGGUGACCUACCAUCGAAUUAUCACUAAUCGUUUUUCUUUCUUUUCCUGAUUUUUUAAUUUGAAUUUUGUUUGCUUAUAAUCAUCUGAUCUCCUCCUCCUCUUCACAAAGAUCAAAAAUAGAAAUAUUUAAUUAUAUUAUAUUGCACCAAAGUGUCCUUUUCUUAGAGCUUGUAUAUGACCUGUUUCUGGUUUAUUCAGCAUUUUUUCACAAGGUUUUGAAAGGUUUUUGCAAACGCAUAAUAUAGAAAUUCUAUUGCAAUAAAUAUUUACAAAA